GGCGGGGCGGGGGCGGGGCGACGGCCGUUGCUGCGGGCCCGGCCCUGCUGCGGAGCCCAGGGAUGAAGCAGCUGUGCUGUUCAUGUCUGUUGUGGCUUGGAGUCCUACAGGCUACUUUCUCUCAUGAGAAAGAAGGCAGCAGACGCAGGAAGCUGUGCGGCAGGUACCUGCUGAUAGAAAUUAUAAAACUCUGUGGCCAGACUGAUUGGAGACAGUUCGAGUUGGAGGACCAAACUCCUUUGACACGGCUCGCUCCUGCUCCCCAUCUCUCAAAGAAGGUCAAAACCUUCAUCCCUGACCAAAGCCCUUCUUCGACCUGGAGAGGAUUCACAAACCCAGUCCCUGCACCCGCCUCUCACAAGAAAGCAGUAUACACUUGGGAACACCAGCCAGCUCCCGACUAUCAGUUUGAAAAGGCCAGCUUGUUUCAGGAGAAGACAAGACAGUUUUCACCCCUCGGUGUCAAUCCCUACGCUCAGAGUAUAAAAGUUCAGCAGAAAAACAGAAACAGAAUCAAUACCUUCAGCAGUUUAUUUUGGGGGAACCAUCCCCAAAGGAAGCGCAGAAGUUUCUCAGAUAAAUGCUGUCUGAAAGGAUGCACCAAAGAAGAGCUGGCCGUAGCGUGUCUCCCAUAUGUUGAUUUAAAAAACUUAACAAUAAAACAAAUGUCACUGGUGACUGAGUUGUACACACCAUCGUAGAAACUAUGCCAGCUUAAUAAAACUUACUAUGUCUAAUUUA
Messenger RNA from Peromyscus eremicus (cactus mouse), 741 nucleotides. It is a transcript of the gene Insl6, whose product is annotated as insulin like 6. Gene Ontology annotation, cellular component: extracellular region. Lineage: Eukaryota; Metazoa; Chordata; Mammalia; Rodentia; Cricetidae. The transcript has 2 exons. The coding region runs from base 63 to 701 and encodes 212 amino acids. Gene Ontology annotation, molecular function: hormone activity. The record is from RefSeq and is a predicted model, not a curated record.